Molecule: messenger RNA, 363 nt
Organism: Sinocyclocheilus rhinocerous
Lineage: Eukaryota; Metazoa; Chordata; Actinopteri; Cypriniformes; Cyprinidae
Product: potassium voltage-gated channel subfamily KQT member 1-like
Exons: 4
Coding region: 1-363 (120 amino acids)
Biological process (GO): potassium ion transmembrane transport
Cellular component (GO): voltage-gated potassium channel complex; membrane
Molecular function (GO): voltage-gated potassium channel activity
Source: RefSeq, a predicted model, not a curated record
AUGGCUCUGAUGGAUGCCGUCUCUGUCCCGCAGCAAGCGAGGAAACCGUACGACGUGCGGGACGUGAUCGAGCAGUAUUCGCAAGGCCACCUGAACAUGAUGGUCCGCAUCAAAGAGCUCCAGAGAAGGUUGGAUAACACGUUGGGAAAACCGGGAAUAUUCCUGCCAGAGAAAGGUGUGGAUAAGGAAUAUUAUACGGUGGGAGCCCGACUCAUCCGAUUGGAAGAUAAGGUGCUUCAGAUGGACGUGAAGGUGGAGAACGUCCUGAAGAUCCUGACGGAGCAUUUUCAGCCCAAGCCAGAGCUGCUGCAGAAACCCGGCGAGUACAGCUCUCGCGUCACCGUCAUUCACUGUCACUUUUGA